UCCACAGAGCGACGUAAAACAUGGCAGCCUCCAGUGCUCGCUGCACUGCACGCUGGCUGUCAAGCGGUUUACCUGGACUCCGCAGCACCUGUGCCCUCAUAAAGACCUCCAGACACGGAGGUGCCACAGCUCUGAGGAUAUGCUGGGUUCGCGGUUACGUGAAGGAGGGUCGUUUAAGCUGCUGGAGGCACAUAGGAGCUGUGACAUUGAACAGGGUGCCGGUGUUGGGAAGCCAGGGUGUUUUUGGCUCUCGUUUGUUCCACACUACUUCUGGGUGCCUUCAGAAGGACUUCUAUGAUGUUUUGGGGGUUCCCCGGACUGCCUCUCAGAAAGACAUUAAGAAAGCCUACUACCAGUUGGCAAAGAAAUAUCAUCCAGACACCAACCCAGAUGACCCUGAAGCAAAAGAAAAGUUUGCCAAGCUGGCAGAAGCCUACGAGACCCUCAGUGACGAGCUGAAGAGGAAGCAGUACGACACGUACGGUUCUGCCGGGCCGGGUGCGAGCGGGGCGGAGCAGUACUGGAGGGGCGGGGCCAACGUGGACCCAGAAGAGCUGUUCAGGAAGAUCUUUGGAGAGUUCGCUGGGGGGCGUGGCUUCGGCGACCUCAACUCCAUGUUCGAACAGGCACCUGAAUUUGUGAUGGAGCUGACGUUCAUGCAGGCUGCUAAAGGCGUGAAUAAAGAGAUAACGGUCAACAUAGACGAUACCUGUCCGCGCUGCGACGGAAAAGGUCACGAGCCGGGAACCAAAGUCUCACACUGUCACUACUGUAAUGGAACUGGGAUGGAGUCUAUAAACACCGGCCCGUUUGUGAUGCGCUCCGCGUGUAGGCGGUGCGGUGGGCGGGGCUCUAUCAUCAUCACUCCUUGCGUCAUGUGCAGAGGGUCUGGACAGACCAAACAGAAACAGAGCGUCAUGGUCCCCGUUCCUGCAGGAAUAGACGACAGACAGACAAUUAAGGUGCCAGUCGGGAAGAAAUACAUUUACAUCACAUUCAGGGUCCAGAGGAGUCCUGUGUUUCGUCGUGACGGCGCUGAUAUCCACUCUGAUGUGAUGAUUUCGGUAGCACAGGCGAUACUAGGAGGAACAGCCAGAGCACAGGGCCUUUACAGCACCAUCGACAUUGCGAUUCCUCCAGGCAUUCAGACAGACCACAAGAUCAUACUGUCAAGUAAAGGCAUCCCACGCGUGAAUAGCUUCGGUUAUGGAGAUCAUUAUGUAUAUAUCAAAAUCAAAAUUCCUAAGAAACUGACAAACAGGCAGAGAAUGCUGCUCUUAAGUUAUGCAGAGGACGAGGUGGAUGUGGAAGGAACUGUCACUGGAGUAACCAGACCAGCCAAACGUAGUUCUCAGGCCGGACGGACCUCAGAAUCAGAGCAGAGCAGAGAGGAAGAGCCAGAGAAAGAGGAAGGAGGAUUUUUCUCCAAACUGAAGAAGAUGUUCACCUGAAGAUCACAGAAGACAGCGGUCUUGUGAUGUUUUAGUGUAGAGUUGGUCAAAGAGGAGGAGAAGAGUGAAAGGAGUAGAAGAAAGAAGUGCGCUCCACACCAUCUCCAGUCUGCUUCUACAGAUUAACUGCUGAGACAUCUCGGCAUUAAACUAAUGUUGAUCCUUUAAAAUCAUGGAUUAAAAGCAAAGUUAAAUUCUUUGCCAAUUCUCAGUCUGAGGAUGACAUGUCUAACCUGUGCUGUUUGGUAGACUAUAAAUGUUUCGAUGGGGAAAGUGAAUAAAUUGUAAAAAGAAAUCUGUUUUGUAAUGUAUUACAUUUCUGUUUGUUAAUAUCAACACAAAAGGCUAUGUUUUAUUGUUAUCAUAUUCAAGGCUAAUAAGCACUGCUAGCAACGCUUCAGCUGUGACUACAUGAUAAAUAAAAUGUGUAGGGCUUGAAUGCAUUUAUUUUACUGUCUUUUUAACUGUCUGAUAUAUUAAUUGAAGCGAUUUAAAAUAUAUAUAAUGUGUGUA
This is a messenger RNA of Puntigrus tetrazona (Sumatra barb), 1964 nucleotides long. It is a transcript of the gene dnaja3b, whose product is annotated as DnaJ heat shock protein family (Hsp40) member A3b. Gene Ontology annotation, molecular function: ATP binding; protein kinase binding; heat shock protein binding. Gene Ontology annotation, cellular component: mitochondrion. The record is from RefSeq and is a predicted model, not a curated record. The transcript has 12 exons. NCBI's taxonomy places the organism in Eukaryota, Metazoa, Chordata, Actinopteri, Cypriniformes, Cyprinidae. Gene Ontology annotation, biological process: mitochondrion organization; response to heat; protein folding. The coding region runs from base 21 to 1451 and encodes 476 amino acids.